Molecule: messenger RNA, 588 nt
Organism: Ilex paraguariensis (yerba mate)
Lineage: Eukaryota; Viridiplantae; Streptophyta; Magnoliopsida; Aquifoliales; Aquifoliaceae
Source: the annotation of a GenBank genome assembly
AUGGACAAAAAGAGUUUUACUCCAAAAUCACUUCAAAAGUCGAUCAAUUUUGCUUCUCGUGCUAGUGAAAGCAGUAAAACAUCUUCUCCUAUUCCUCACAAUGUUGGAAAUUCAAGGAUCAUUAAAGCUUUCAUAAAGACAUCCAAAUAUGGCUCGACUCAACAAACUCCAACCAGGGUGCUUACUUCCCCCUCCUUGCCAUCAACUUACCCGCAAACUUUCGUUGAUCCCAGGAAGACAGACAAUGCAACUCCAAAUAAUAUGAUGACCGCAAAAGUCUCAAUGGAAAAAAAGAGUUCAACUCCAAAAUCACUUCACAUGUCAAUCAAUUUUGCUUCUCGUGCUAAUGAAACCAAUAAAACAUCUUCUCCUCUUAUCCACAAUAUUGGAAAUUCAAGGAUCGUUAAAGCUUUUGAUAAGACAUCCAAAGACAGCUCAACUCAACAAACUCCAACCAGGGCAUCUGUGAAUGGGGUAUCAAAGCAUCCUUCAGUAACCCAUCUAGCAGAAUGUAGAAGGUCUAAAGCUCUUCUUGAUCAAUUUCUGGAAACAGAAUGCUGGGUGGGAAAUCACAUACCUUACCUAUGA